Carassius gibelio (silver crucian carp) is the source of this 6933-nucleotide messenger RNA. RefSeq lists its product as uncharacterized. Gene Ontology annotation, biological process: cell-matrix adhesion. The coding region runs from base 38 to 6625 and encodes 2195 amino acids. The transcript has 58 exons. Gene Ontology annotation, cellular component: cell surface. The record is from RefSeq and is a predicted model, not a curated record. NCBI's taxonomy places the organism in Eukaryota, Metazoa, Chordata, Actinopteri, Cypriniformes, Cyprinidae.
GAGGCUGUUUCAGGCGUUACCUUUCCUGCCGACGGAGAUGGAGACUGUGGUCUUCCAAACAACUGGAGAACUCAAGCAGAAUGGAGCAAGAGACUGUUCACUCCCCGAACCUCCAACAUGUCUGGUCACUCUUGCGAAUGCUACCAGAGUUUGUUCAGGAGUCAACAGUAACGAGACUCUCCUAUCCGCUGCACUCGUGAGCGCCCCCUGUAGUGUGGACCUGCAGCAGUACGUUUGCUCUUCGCUCACCGGCAUCACUGCUGGAAACCUGGCUGAACUCCUGAAAUGUCAACUUUCAAGCAGCAGAAGUUACUCCAAGGAGAUCUGGAAACUAUUUUUCACCAAAGCAAAUGAUGUUCUGGACGGAGCCCUCGUCAUAUUCUCCAGCGCAGCAGCAAAUAUGUCUCAGCCAAUCAGAGGUGAUGUCGUGUCCCAAGUGCUGGAUGUGGUUGGAGAGCUGAGACUGGAGCGCAUCAGUCCUGACCAAUGGACAGACCUCUCUUUCAUCAGCAUGUUGUUGGGUCAAUAUCUGAAGCCGUUUUUACCAUUUGCGUCACCAUCCCUACUGCUGUGCACCAGCAGCAAAAACCUCAGCUGCCAAACUUACCAGCACAUUCUGUCAGAGGUCCCACUCGUCAAUGAGAUUCAAGGAAGAGACAUGGCGAACUUCUUCAUUCUGCCCUUCCUGAGAAGAAACGCAACAGAUGCGGGCUGUGUGGCGACUGCUAACAACAGUGUUGAGUGGCUGCAGAAGAACUUUGGCCCGUUCUCUCAGUUCGUGUCUCUCACAGAUCUGAUCUCCAUCAACAGACUCUUUGAUCCCCUCGAGACCCUGUCUAAUCUCACUCCAGAGCAGAUGGUUGGACUGAUUGUUAAUACUCAGCCUGGUGUGCCACAGAAUUUCAUCAUUAAUACUGUUUUUGAUCAUCUGCUCGUGUCUCCUGUGCAACGAGGAUUUCCAGAUGUUCUUGAGCUCCUUUAUAUUUUCUCCACAAGGAAUCCACUCAGCUGUCAAACCAACCAGAUAAUCUUCACGAGGCUGGAGCAGAUCUUGAGCUCAGGAGCGGGUGAUCUGGAGCCUGUCAUCUGGAAGAGCCUUUAUAACUUCAGCAGCACGGCUCCUGCAGACUGCACUCUUCUUCCAGUCGUGAAUGAGUGUCCCGUGACUCCAUUCAACGAGACUCGGGUGUGCAGCGGAGUGGACAGUUCUGCAGCACAGCAGUGCUUGAACGAAGGACGGAUUUGUGGCUUCAGUAUUGCAGCACAUGCAUGUGCCCCGGUGCUGGAUGUGAACAUGGACUAUCUGGUCACACUACUGAACGCUCAUCUGUCUGUGGAUGACAUGAGCUCAGCUGAGAGCUGGAAACUCUUCCUGACCAGAGUCUCAAACCUGCUGGACGUCGCCCUCCUCCAGCUCUCCAACCAGUCGGUGUGGUGGAGCAGCAGCUCUGCCUCUGUGGCUCUGGACGUCCUGCGGGAGCUGCGUCUGGACCGACUGACAGAUGAGAGCGCUGUAGUGCUGUGGCUCGAUGAACACCUGCGAGCGUUCCUGCCCAGUGCGUCUGGGACGUUCCUGCAGUGUCUGCGCAGCCAGAACCUCAGCUGCCAGAGCUUCCAGACAGUGGUUGGGGCGUUCGAUGCAGGAUUUUCCCAUAUGAAUGACGUUCAGCGCCAAACAGUCGUGUCACACUUCAUCGUCCCAUUCCUCUCGAGAGCAGGUGCGGCGUGUGUCUCCAUCAACAGCUCUCAGUGGCUCAUCAGUAACUUCGGCCAGUUCUCUGCCCUUGUUCCUCUGAAUCAGCUGAUCUCACUCAACCCACAGUUCAACCCGAUGAGCAGCCUGCUCUAUCUGUCUCCAGAGCAGCUGGUAGGGCUGAUGUUUGACGACGUUCCUGGUCUUCCAGAGAAAAGUGUGGUCAUCAAUGCCGUGUUCGAUCACCUGACGGCGUCUCCACAGAGAGAGAGGAUCGUCUCCACACUUCCCAUCAUGGUGGAGUCAUCAAAGACAAGGAACGUCUCCUGCGCAUCAUAUCAGAUCAUCUUCCACCGUCUGGAUCAUCUGAUGGUCAGCGUGCCGGUGGAUCUGGAGUCUGUGAUUCUGAGGAGUAGAUCAGCUCUUCUUCAGAACGUGCCGCAGGGUUGUGUGAGCUCCAGCAGACAGUGUGGUGCCACACCAGUGAACGAAACAACAGUGUGUGGGAGCACCAACAGCUCUGUUGUGUCGGCGUAUCUCGGCUCGUCUCAUGAUGGCAGUCGUCUCUGUGAAUUCAGCAUCACACAGUACGCUUGUGCACAGCUGACAGCUCUGAGCUCACAGGACCUGGCGACGGUGUUGUCAUGCGGUCUCAACAGGAAUGAGAGUGUGUCUGAGGAGACGUGGAAGCUCUUCAUGCAGAAGGUCAACCCUGUGCUGGGUCCAGCGCUCGACCUGCUCACACACACGAGGCUGAAUAAGUCCCGCCCUGUAGUCUCAUUCUUGAAUGUGAUUGGAGAAGUCACUCUGAGCUCCUUCAGCUCCACCAAUCUGAGAGAUGAUUUGUUCGUCCAGCGCUGGUUUGACUCCAGGCUCCGCCCAUUUUUACCCUACGCCUCUGAGACGUUCCUGUCCUGUCUGUCCACCAGAGACUUCAGCUGCGACACAUACAGGAGCGUUGUCAGGAGCUUCAGUCAGAGUUUUGACGUCAUGUCCACUGAUACACAAGCUAACUUCUACGUUGACUUCAUCAAAGUCUUCCUCUCUCAGAACAGCACUGCAGGGUGUGUGAACGUCUCUCAGAGCAGCUCUGAUUGGCUGAUCAGCAGCUUCGGACGUUUUUCUGUUUUCACCACUGUCACUGACCUGCAGACACUCAACCCCAGCUUCAAUGUGUUGGACACUCUGAGUCUGUUGAGCCUGAGGCAGUUAGUGGAGGUGUCCAUCUCUCCUGGAUUCCUGUCCAGCGCUGCUGCGGUCGAUAAUCUGCUGCUCUACGUGCCGGACGCUCAGAUCACUGCGUUCUUCUCAUCCCUCUCUGCUACGCUACAGACGCAGGGCGUGGUUCUCCCGUCCCCCGUGCAGGAGGCGUUUCUGCAGCAGGUGUUUGACAGGGCCAAUCUGACCACCUUACAAGAUGCUGAUCUGCAGAUCUGGAUCCUGAACAUACUGCCAUCCUUCACAGCCAACAUCACCGUCCAACACGUGACAUCCUACUUCAACAUCGUCCAGCAGAGACCCUGUCCCAUCAGCCAGCAGGCGGUGCAGCUGUUGAACUCGUCCAGCUCCACCUUCCAGCCGGAGACACAGGAUCAGAUCUACCAGCUGAUCCUCGGCUCUCUAACAGGCCCCACCCCACUGCGCUGCUAUGGUAACCAGAGCUACUACGCUUUCCUGACCUCCUCCUUCAUGAGUUUCCAGUUCCCCGAUCUGACCACCUUCCUGUCGCUGAUGCCGCCGGGCCGUGUACCAGAGCUGAUGGAGUCAGUGUCUCCAGCGGAGGUCAGCAGUCUUCUCAACCGGCCGAAUGCUGUGGACGAUGUGACCCAAAUCUGCCAGCUUUUCAGAAAUUACCCAAAGACACCCCAGUACUUACAGACGGAGCCGCUGUUGCCCGUGGGUUUGGCCCGGCAGGUGUUGUCCUGCGUCUGGCCUCAGGUUCUGAAGCUGGACGUCCAGUCUGAGGUCAAUCAGUGGUUUGAUCAUCGACUGGUUCAAUACCUGCCUCUCCUCACCUCACAGUUCAUCGCUCCAGACGUCAUGCUAAACACCUCCUGUCUCUCCUUCAAGAAGUUCGUUUCAGUGAUGGCUCAAUACAACUACACUUCAGCUGAGUUUUCUCAGAGUGACAUCUACAACACCAUCCAGAUCUACCUCAACACCUCUUUAGAUUCAACUCCUAAAUGCUAUAACACUUCCAACCCGGAUCUCAACUCCACCGCCUGGUUUGCAGACUACAUCUCUGUCUUCUUGAGCUUCGUCACACUGGAUGACCUCCUCCAGUUUGGCUCCAUUCAGCCGUUCCUCGUGAACCUGGAGAACCUGCAGCUCUUUGGUGAGACCAGCGUUCCUGAUGAAGUCUUGGAAUACUAUGUGUCUCUGCUGUUCGAGAUGAAUCCGUCCUUCAGUGCCUACUAUCUUCCUCUGAAGUUCCUCUGCUUGGCUCCUGCGAGCUCCUUCCUUCAGCUGAGUCUGGAGCAGAUGAAGAACAUCUCAUCCAGUGUCCAUCAGAACUGCAUCGACAUCCUUCCUGAAGUGUCUGCGGCUCUGGCCAGUAACGCGCCGGUUCUGACGCUGGAUACCAUCACGGCUCUGGGUCAGUCGUCCACAGGUUUGAGCACGGCUCAGAUCAGCGGCACUGGAGGGAAUGUGCUGCUCAAUGCACUCUCCGUGCUCAGACUAGUUCAGGGCUGGAACCUCGAUCAGGCCAUGAUGAUCAUCCAAACCCUGCUGUCGUCUGGAGUUUACCAGAUAAACAGUGCAGCCAGCCUGCAGAACUUGGGUUCACUGAUCAUCGGUGUUCAAUCAUCAAUCUUUAACCUAAUCUCAGGAAAUAUCUUCAUUGAGGCAAUGAAAUCUGAAUUGUUCGUGACCAACAUCUUCAGCGCACCUGUGAUCGUCCAGCAGACCAUCGUCAGCCAGAUCAUCACGGUCAACAGCUCGUCUGAUGCCGUCAUCACAAACGUUCCUGACCUCCUGGCCACAGAAAUCCCACGUGUUUUCCUGCAGGAUGUGUCACAGUCCUCCGCGGCAGCACAGACGGUCAACCAGAAGAAAUGGAAACAGGAGCAGGCCAUUUUGAUCUUUGAAAACGUCGCUGCGCAGUUCAGCAACCCAGAUGACGUGUCUUUCCAGGUGCUGCAGGGCUUCACCUGUUCACGAAUCCAGAGCUUCAGCUCUAGUAAAGUCAUGAAUCUGAUCCGCGGCUGCAGACGGCGAGUCAAUCAGACGCUCGUCCUGCAGGAGUCACAGCUGACCUGCAUGUAUCACUACAUUAAGAGCGCUGAUCUCACUGCUUUCUCCCAGUAUCCCACUGAAGUGCUCAUCUAUUACAACUACUCGAUGGUCGACAGAUCUCUUUGCCGCUCGUAUUUCUCAUCUCUGGGCACGGCCAACUUCUCUGUUCUGUCCAGCACACUGUCCUCAAAGAAGCAGACACUGUUCAACAAUGCCAGGGACUGUCUGGGGAUCUCAGGUUUCAGGAUCAGCCGGGAUCAGCUGGAUGUUUUGGGGAACAUGUGCUGUUUUCUGAGCAGCGAGUACAUCCAGAGCUCAGACCCGUAUGUGCUGGAGAAACUCAAGCAGUGUGUGGAUCUAUCAGCUGAGCAGAUCUCAGCGCUGGAGAGCGUCCUGCUGGGAGGAAACACCAGCUACGGACCCUCAAACAGCUGGAACAGAACCACGCUGGAGAAUCUGGACCUCCUGCCUCUGUACCUCACCACCAACAUCUGGAGCAAAUUCACACCGGUGAUCAAGCAGAGGUUUCUGAAGACCUUCAUUCGUGACCUGAGGAAGAAUGAUAAAGCUUCAGAGAUGAAGAUCCUCAACAUGAUGAAUGAGGUCAACAAAAUCUCACGAGUCAAAAUGAAGAGAUCUGCAGAGACAUCAUGCACUGCGGGACAGAUCCUGCAGGCUCAGGUGUACAGCGACAUGUUUCCGUUUGCAUACGACGUGACUCAGUUUAACGCCUGCUUGAGCGUCCAAACACUGAAGGACAACCUGGAGGCUGUGACCGACAGAGUUUACGACAGGAGCUACCAGAGGAUCAUCCUGGACAAACUCAACCAGGUGUAUCCGGGAGGACUGUCUGACGAGGUGCUGCAGGUUCUAGGCUCCGCCUCCCGCGCGGCCACACCUGAUGAUGUCAGAAAGUGGAACGUGACGAAGAUCGACACCCUCUCGUCUCUGAUGAACCAACGCAACGGAGACUGGGACACGGAGAUGGUCCAGCUGCUGGUCAGUAAGUAUCUGAGUGUGAAUGGAAACACACUCGGCAGUAACGAGCUGAACGCUCUGGGAGGAACAAACCUGUGUGCGCUGAACACCAGUGUGCUGAGCAACAUCACGGCCGCCAGCGUGGAGCGAGCGUCUGCUCUCUCUUUGACCAGCUGCAGCUCAGAGAAGUCAUCGAUUCUGUUCAGUAUCGCUCAGAACGCAUUCAUCGCAGCAAACACACGCAGUGCAAACCCCGUCAGCAUCACGACAUACCAGCUGCUGCAGAACUACCUCGGCGGUGCUGAUGCAGCGUUCAUCCGUACUCUUGUGAACUCCAGUGUGAAUAUGGACGUGCUCACAUUCAUGAGUCUGAAGCAGAGCGUCAUUAACGUGCUGCUCGUGCCUGAGGUCAAGGGUCUUCUGGGUGUGAAUGUGGCCGAUCUGAAGAGGUAUGAGAGCGCAGCACAGAUUCAGGAGUGGAUCAGGCUCCAGCUGCAGGUGGAUCUGGACUCGCUGCAGCUCGAUCUGACGGGGGGCAGGAACUCCAGCGUCACACAGACCACCGUCAGCGGCACCACUACAUCCAGCAGCAGCACUAAAGCUCCGUCAGCCCAGACCGGCACCACAGCUGCUGGAUCCAGAGUCUGGUCACAUGUCUGUCUGCAGCUGCUCCUAUUGGCUGUCACCACGACGACGCUGCAGCUGCUGCACUGGUGACAUCAUCAUCGCUGCACUUCCUGUCUCUCGCUCGUCUCGUGUUUAAAGAGUUUCUGCACUUUCACUUUUCAAGAGCUCUUUCUGUCUGAAUCACUCAGGAUGGCUGUGGUCACAUCUGACUCGUUCUUAUGACGAUAAAUAUUCAACAAUGAAAUGCUAAAUCUCACAAACAUCUCAAUAAUUAAUAGUAAUAAAUACAAGGGGUUCUGUUUGCACACGUGAGAGAGACUCCAAACUGUAACCAAUGUGAUAUAAAACUGUGUUGAUUUAAAGCGUAAGAUAAAUAAAGGCAUGCUUGUUAUCCUGGU